Messenger RNA from Ustilaginoidea virens, 4434 nucleotides. RefSeq lists its product as uncharacterized. NCBI's taxonomy places the organism in Eukaryota, Fungi, Ascomycota, Sordariomycetes, Hypocreales, Clavicipitaceae. Bases 1 to 4434 code for a protein of 1477 amino acids. The record is from RefSeq and is a predicted model, not a curated record. The transcript is spliced from 7 exons. Gene Ontology annotation, cellular component: intracellular anatomical structure. Gene Ontology annotation, molecular function: ATP binding; RNA binding.
AUGGCAAAAAAGAAGAAGCCUGCCGCCAAUCCGGCACGCGGAUUUGCUACAACCUCCAUCGCCUCCAAACCCAGGCCUGAAGCCCCGGAACCGGAAGCAAAGCCGUUGCCCCGAGUUGCAAAGACUGCCGACGAUGCCCCUCCAUCGCACCAAAGUGCCCCGCCAUCUACCGAUUCCACGAUUGGUGAUGCUGCUGGUGCUGGAUCAUGUCAACAGCGCACUCAGGAUAAGACCUUGAGCCCAGAGGAGUUUGAGAGGCAGCUAGAGGAAUCGGAGCUGCAACUUUUAGUCGAAAAAUACUCACAGAAGACGAAGCGUGAUGCCCAGCGACAACGAACUCGUUUAGAAACCGACCGUCGAAUUCUCAGAGGCCAAGCUGACUUGUUUAAUGCUCCUAAAUGGCUUCCACCCGACAUGGUAGAUUACAUUCUCGAUUUGAUCAAAGCGGAGACGAGAUUCUCAGCUUCUAGUACCUUGUCCGAGAACGUGGGCACUGGAAAACUGCCCUCUGAAGAAGACAUGAUCCUCCGUUUGUGGACCCUCCGCCAAACUUUGGCGUCCGUUGGAUUUCCAGACCUCAGAAUAGAACCAGUCUUGAAACACAUUUUAGACAUUGCGCCAAACGUCUCUUCAGCCGCAAGGGACUCGCUUUGGGGCUUGGAAGAAGCUUUAGAUUGGCUGGCUCGGGAAAGCUCUGCUGACGAGCUUCCCCCAUAUGAAUUCAAGGGCAAAUUUCUUUCAAAAGACACUCCUACCGAAACUCCUAAUGUCUCUCGACCGGGAACCCCCAAACCGCAAUUGAUUUCCAGUAAACAAAAGGGAACAGUACGUGCCGGCAAAGCAACACCAGCGAACAAGAAGUUUUCCGUCACUUAUGAUGUCGAUAUUGAACCAGAGGACUUGAUUCCUGAAUAUAUUGCCGCAAAAUCCAAAUUGCUGGAACUAAGUCGCAAGCGCAAGUCUCCUCACAUCAAUGACGAAGCCGAGAUGGAGACGGCCAAGCUCGAAGCAAAGGUCAGGAAGAUUGAGAAUGAUGUCCUUUUCGACAAGUUCCACGCCGAUUCAAUAUGGAGGUCUGAAAAGGUUGCCAUAGAACGAAGACUGGCGGCUGCAAAGAAGGAGGCACAAAAUGAAGCUGGAGAAGCGACGCCACGGGCCGAAGAAGCACCUUUAAACAAGUCUGUCGACAAGGACAUAAAUGAUGAAGCAGAACGUAUCGCCGCGGAAGUUUUGUCUGAGCAAGACGAUGAUGGCUACAGCAUUGCGGACCUGUUUGCGUCGCUGCCUCAGAAUGAAGUAGACCCAAGCACAGGAAAAACCCAAACAGUGGUUCAUAACGCCGGAGGCUCCACGCUUAUUAUCCGUGAAUUUGGCGAAUGGACGGGUGUCAGCCCUAGACAGAUUCUUGAAGAGGCAUGCCGCUCUAGGGACUCUUCAGUCAAAUUCGAGUUUGCGGUACUGUCGGAAACUACGUUUGCUAGCCGCCACUCUGUAGAAAUUCAAUGGAAGAAGGCUCAGGAACUGCCCCAAGCUCCGGUAUCCUCAGAAGUUGAAGUUGUCGCCGACGCUACAAACUUCACGUUCGCAAUGAAAGGUGUGGCUGCGGCCGACAAAAAACAGUCCGAGGCCUUUGUUUGCACGGCAGCUCUCUUCCAUAUAUUCAGCAACAGUCCCAAAGAUGGAAAAGUCAAUCUUCGUCUGCCACCUGCUUGGAAAGAUCUCUGGUAUGAAAUGGCUGAAGCAAAGAAAAACCAUCUGGACGCUCAAGAUCGGGAGUCUGUGAGGUCUUUGAGAACAAUGGUCCGCCAGAGACAAGAUCAGGAGUUGGAAGAUGGUGUCAUUGCAUUCCGGGGUCGUGGAGCGGUAAAACCCUCUCUCGAUCCAGCGGAAAACGGGGCUCUGGAUCGUUCAAAGUUGAAUGCUGCAAAUGCCGAAGCCCUAAGAGCAGUAUGGGCCGAGAAGUCCAGCACCAACAAGUUCCAGCUCAUGCUGAAAUCUCGCAUGCAGCUCCCCAUGUGGCAGUUCCGACCCCAAGUUCUGAAAGCCGUGGAGGAAAAUCAGGUUGUGAUUGUGUGCGGAGAAACAGGAUGUGGCAAGAGCACGCAAGUCCCUGCUUACUUGCUGGAACAUGAGCUUUCUCAGGGCAAACAUUGCAAGAUUUACUGCACAGAGCCUCGACGGAUUUCGGCCAUCUCUCUGGCUCGGCGUGUAAGUGAGGAGCUCGGCGAGAGCAAGAAUGACCUGGGAACCAACAGAUCGCUUGUCGGUUACUCAAUCAGGCUCGAGGCCAACACGUCGAGAGAGACACGCCUCGUCUUUGCCACGACCGGCAUCGUGAUGCGCAUGUUGGAAGGAUCCAGCGAUCUUCGAGAGGUCACUCAUCUAGUGCUUGACGAGGUCCACGAGCGCUCGAUAGACAGCGAUUUCUUACUCAUUGUUUUGAAGAAGCUCUUGACGCAGAGGAAGGAGCUCAAAGUCGUGCUCAUGUCAGCCACUGUGGAUGCCGAGCGGUUCUCAAACUAUCUUGGCGGUGCUCCGAUCCUCAAUGUUCCUGGAAGAACGUUCCCAGUAGAUGUACGCUAUCUGGAAGACGCUGUUGAGCUGACGGGAUACCGUCCGAGUGACUCGCCGGAGGAGAAAAUGGUCGAUCUUGACGAUGAUGUGGUGGAGGGGGACAAUAACGGGCCGAAAAGCGAGGUCUCUUCGAGCCUGUCGACGUACUCUGCCCAAACAAGGAGCACGUUGGCGCAAAUUGAUGAGUACCGCAUUGAUUUCGACUUGAUGCUGCAGCUCAUGGUGCGGAUAGCCUCGGACGAAUCUCUCAAGUUCUACAGCAAGGCCAUCUUGGUGUUCUUGCCAGGCAUAGCAGAAAUCAGAACACUAAACGACAUGCUCCUUGGAGAUCCGCGAUUCGCCAAGGACUGGCUCGUCUACCCGCUGCACUCUUCCAUCGCCACAGAAGACCAAGAAUCCGCCUUCCUGGUUCCUCCGCCGGGAAUGCGCAAAAUCGUGCUGGCGACCAACAUUGCCGAGACCGGCAUCACCAUCCCCGACGUGACCUGCGUGAUUGACACCGGCAAACAUCGCGAAAUGCGGUUCGACGAGAAGAAGCAGCUCUCCCGCCUGAUAGACACUUUCAUCUCGCGCGCCAACGCAAAGCAGAGACGUGGUCGUGCCGGCCGCGUGCAAAACGGCCUCUGCUUCCACAUGUUUACAAAGUUCCGCCACGACAACAUCAUGAGCGACCAGCAGACGCCCGAGAUGCUCCGCCUGUCCCUCCAGGAUCUUGCUAUUCGCGUCAAGAUUUGCAAAAUCGGAGGCAUUGAGGAGACGCUCAGCGAUGCGCUGGACGCCCCGUCCGCCAAGAACAUUCGACGCGCCAUUGAUGCCUUGGUUGAUGUCCGCGCAUUGACGUCGGCCGAGGACCUGACUCCGCUUGGACGUCAGCUCGCGAGGCUACCGCUAGACGUCUUCUUGGGAAAGCUCAUCCUCCUCGGCACCGUCUUCAAGUGUCUGGACAUGGCGAUUACCGUGGCGGCAAUCCUAUCUUCCAAGUCUCCCUUCUCGGCCCCGUUUGGCCAGCGCGCCCAGGCCGACAACGCAAGGAUGGCUUUCCGCCGCGGCGAUUCCGACCUCCUCACCAUCUACAACGCUUACUCCGCGUGGAAGCGUGUGUGCCAGUCCAACAGCGGCGUGGGCAAGGAGUUUCAGUUUUGCCGCAAAAACUUCCUCAGUCAGCAGACGCUGGCCAACAUUGAAGACUUGAAGGGCCAGCUGCUGGUGUCGUUGGCCGAUUCGGGCUUCCUCUCGCUCACAGAAGAGGAGCGCCGGGCCUUGUCGCGGCUUCGAUUUGCGCAAGGCCGGCGCCGCCAGCAAAGCUUUUACGAAGUCCCACGUCGGGUGAAUAUCAACAGCGACAAUGACUUGGUGUCGGCUUCGGUAAUUGCCUGGAGCUUCUAUCCAAAGCUGCUGGUGAGAGACACCCCGGGGACAAAGGGUCUGCGGAACAUUGGCAACAACCAGUCCAUCAGCUUGCACCCCACGUCUGUCAACAGGGGGUUUCUCGAUCUCAAGUGGUUGUCGUACUACCACAUUAUGCAGUCCAAGACUGUUUACCAUGCUCACGAAACCACCGCCGUUGAGCCAUUCGCCAUUGCUCUUCUCUGCGGCGACGCCCGCUGCGAUAUGUUCUCCGGCGUCAUCGUCCUCGACGGCAACAGGGGCCGCUUCGCUCUGCCCGACUGGAAAACAAUGCUCGUCGUCAAGGUCCUCCGCACCCGACUCCGCGAACUCCUCACCAGAUCGUUCAAGCAGCCCGGGAAGCUGCCCACGGCGCAGCAGCAGAAGUGGCUGGAUGUCUGGCAGCGGCUCUUCACCCACGAACCGCAACCAGACUCCAAGACGGGGGUGUCCCUAGCGGUGGCCAAGGCAUAG